AUGGAGUGUAUAAAGUGUGGACGAAAAAGUAUCAAGUACCGUUGUAUCGGAUGUAAAUCCCCGAUUUGCAAUGUAUGCUCAGUGUCUUGUUCUGAUGAAACGCCUGGUUAUUGCGAGGAAACGUAUCUUGUUGGAAAAUGCGAGGAGUGUCAUGGAAGCAAUUGUCGACGUAAAGUCUCUGAAACUUUGACCUUGUCAAAACCUAGACAAUCCAGUCUAUCUUCUUUCCUAAAAAGGAAAACCAUUAGACCUUCUACGCUAGUGGAAAGACCUAAAAAGUCUAAGCAUCAGGAUGAUAAUUCAGAUUCAAUCACAUCUGCCACUUCGACUGAAAAAUCACCUGAAACACCCACUGCGACAGCUCCCUCUGCAAAGAAGUCAAGAAAUUUAUCUGUAGUUGCUGCAAAUCGUUGGGUAACUACAAAUUUGGCUGCACACCUAGCAAGUGAGUCGCUGGUGAUCAAUGCCAAUGGAGGUCAUGUAGCCAGUUUAAACUGUUCCGUGUGUAAAACUUACGCAGACAAGGUGAGAGGAAUGAAAAACUUUUCUAACGCUUGGGCAUUUCACGGUUCCACCAACCUUCGCCUUAGCAAUGCCGAGGAUCAUGCUAGAGGGGAACCACACAAGAAGGCGUUGGACUUGCACCUGAAGGGAGAAAAAGGUCAGUGUGCCAUGGAAAGAGCAGAGUGCAUGAGGACUUUUAAUCAAGCUGGGCAGCAACUUAUCACAACUGGCAUCGUUAACAUGCAAGCAAGUGACCUUGCAAACACUAAAAUUAAAUUUGAUGUGGCAUACUUUAUUGCGAAAGAAGAAUUACCUUUGUCAAAAUUCCCCAAACUGUUGCAACUUGAAGAAAGGCAUGGAGUCACUAUUGGAACAGCAUAUCGCAAUGACAUGAGCUGCAGCACUUUUAUCGCCCACAUUGGAGAAGAAAUGGAAAGGAAUUUGAGGGAGCAGCUGUCCAGUGUAAAAUUUUUCAGUGUCCUGACGGAUGGUUCCGAAGAUGCUUCUGUAUCGGAAAUGGAAGCGGUCUUUGUGCAGUACUUAGAAACAAAUCCACCUGGACGUGACACAAUUCAAGUAGCUACUUCAUUUUUGAGGUGAGCAAAGAAAUCAGACCGUGCACUUUCACCAUACUAUAGUCCUCAGUCUUUUCAUUAGUUAAAGUAUACCUGUUUUCACUAAAUUUUUACAUUAACACGAGCUAUUGUGGAAAAUGUUUAAAAUUUAGCUAACAGAUUUUGCAUCAACAAAGUGCUACACAGGAUAUUUAUGUAUCUAAGUAUUUAUUUAUCUAUUUAUAUUUACCCUGACAGGCUUGUCGACUUGAAACAUGGUAAUGCUGCAGGAAUUGUUGGUGCCAUAGGAAGUAGCUUUCAAUGCAUCGGCAUCACAGGGGAGACUUUUGAAAAGUUAAUUGGUUUUGCUGCCGACGGAGCCACUGUAAACCGAGGAGAAAAAGAAGGGGUUAUAGGCAUUCUUCAUAGUAAUCUUCCCUGGGUGAUUUACAGCUGGUGCGUGGCCCAUCGACUAGAACUCUCUGUCAAAGAUGCUCUACAGGGUACCAUCUUUGACGACGUAGACGAAGUGCUGUUACGCCUCUAUUACCUCUAUGAAAAUUCUCCAAAAAAGCUUCGACAACUACGUGAUCUUCACCGCAUUUAUGGCGAAGCAUUUGAAUUCGAGGAAGGAGGAAUCCGCCCGAAGCGAGCAUGUGGUAACUUUUUUUGCAUUAAAUAAUUAAGUAAAAGCGUACUAUAUGCUACCAAGACGAUACUUCAAAUUCAGUCACUGAAUAUCUUAUAAUCAAGUUAAUGUAUACUUCACAGUUAAAUGACUUUUGAAAUGAGAUGGAACAUACCAUACAGCUGCAGCCACUCACCUCUUCCCCCACCCGCCUUUAGCAGCUACCGAUAAUGACCGCAAAGCAGGUAUUUUAAUUGCCUUAAAAACAAACCUUGCGUGUAAAAAAGUGCCACGUUAUUUCUUUUUCCUUCAGGAACCCGAUGGAUAACCCACAAGCUCACUGCGUUGCAGCUGCUGGUGGACAAAUUUGGCCUGUAUCUCCAGCAUGUGCAAACUAUGUCUGAGGACAAAUCGUUUAAGGCAGCGGAUCGCCAAAAAUUUAAAGGAUGGCUGAGAAAAUGGCAGCAAGCAAGAGUUCCACUCAUAGCAUGCCUAUUCAUUGAGCUGCUGAGCCCUGCCAAGGCCCUUUCCCUUGCAUUUCAGGAUGAUGAAAUUGACAUCGUCGCUUCCAUUGGACGUAUCGAGACAGCCAAGAGGCAGCUAGAACGCCUAGAGCGGAAGGAUUUUCUGGAUCUUCCCACCGUAAAUCGUUUCCUAGGAAAGGUUCAAGAACUUGAAGGUGAAUACCAGUAUCAGAAUGUUACCUUGCCCUCCUUUUGA
Porites evermanni is the source of this 2406-nucleotide messenger RNA. Lineage: Eukaryota; Metazoa; Cnidaria; Anthozoa; Scleractinia; Poritidae. The record is from the annotation of a GenBank genome assembly.